GGGGUCGGGGGGGUGAUGAGGUGGGGGACCUCAUCCCGGUGUGUCCCUGCAGGGCUGUGGGUCAGGAACGGGACGGGGCUGAUCCGCAAGGAGGGCCGGCAGCUGUACUGGACCUUCGUCUCCUCCCAGCUGGGAUACUGGGCAGCGGCUCUGCCCUCCCCCAGCACGGGGCUGGUGGCGAUGGCAGCGGGUGUGACAGACAUCACCACCUACCACACCAUCUUCCUCCUCACCAUCCUGGGUGCCCUGGCCCUGCUCGUCCUCAUCCUCCUCUGCCUCCUCAUCUACUACUGCAGGUCAGUGUCCUGCCCGUGGCACGGGGGUGGGAAUGGGGGUCAGCACCCACCUGUAACCCGGGGGGACCAUUUCCUGGCACCCUAAAACUGGUUAUAGGAGGGGCAGUAUCCUCCAGGUACCCCUGGGUGCCCCAUAUCUGCCUUUGGGAAGGGGGGCACUACCCCAAGGCACCCCUAAGUGCCCUAAAGUUGACUAUGGGGAGGAGGCACCAGCCUGUGGCACCCUUGAGUGCCCUGUAACUAUUCUGGGGGAGUCACCACCCCUUGGAACCCCCAAAUGCCCUCUAGUUGGCUACGGGGAGGAGGCACCAGCCUGUGGCACCUCUGGGUGCUCUUUAGCUGGAUUUGGGAGCCAGACGCUGAUCUCCAGAAACACUGGGUGUUCUACAGCUGGCUUGGGAGGGGGGGACACCACUCCCCAGCACCCCUGGGUUUCCUAUAACUGGAUAUGGGGGUGACACAGGGGUGUCACAGGGGACACAGUGUUGACACCCAGCACCCCUGGGUUUCCUAUAACUGGAUUUGGGGGGUGACACACCAUUCCCCAGCACCCCUGGGUGCCCUAUAACUGGAUCUGAGGAGUGAUACAGCACGCCCCAGCAUCCCUGGGUGCCCUAUAACUGGAUUUGGGGGGGUGACACAAGGUGUCACAGGGAACACAGGGGUGACACCCUGCACCCCUGGGUGCCUAUAACUGGA
Messenger RNA from Zonotrichia albicollis (white-throated sparrow), 995 nucleotides. NCBI's taxonomy places the organism in Eukaryota, Metazoa, Chordata, Aves, Passeriformes, Passerellidae. The record is from RefSeq and is a predicted model, not a curated record.